CGCCCUGAGGAAGUGUGCUGAAGACAAUCAAAAGUGCUUCAGUCCCAUGGCAGUUAACACUGUUCUGCACCAUUUCUACGUAGAUGAUUGUUUGGUGUCUGUCGGCUCUGAGGAGGAAGCAAUAUCUUUAUGUCGAGAGCUUAGUGCCUUGUGUGCUGAAGACGGUUUUAAGCUUACAAAAUGGACUAGUAACCGACGCACUGUUCUCGCUACUAUUCCUCAGGAGGAGUGCGCCAAAGAGGUGAAAGAUCUGAAUUUGAAUGCCGAUGCUUUGCCUGUGGAGCAUGCCUUGGGUGUACAGUGGUGUGUCCAAUCUGACUCAUUCAAAUUUAAAAUCAUACUUAAAACCCACCCACUCACAAGGAGAGGAAUCUUGUCUGUGACUAGUUCAAUUUACGACCCUCUUGGUUUCUUGGCACCUGUUGUUUUAUCCGCCAAGAAAAUCCUCCAAGAUCUUUGCAGGAGACGUCUGGGAUGGUAUGAUCCUUUGCCCUCUUCUGUUGCUGGGGAAUGGAUGGCUUGGCUGGAAGACCUUCAUGGCCUUGAAAAUUGGGAGGUCAGUAGGUGUUUAAAACCUGUGGACUGUGGUCGUCUUGUCUCUGCUCAGCUCCACCACUUUGCAGAUGCAAGUGAAGAAGGGUUUGGGACUGUGACUUACCUGUUAGUCCAUGAUGAUAGCGGGUGUACUCACAGUGCAUUUGUAAUGGGAAAGGCACGAGUAGCUCCUCUAAAACUUGUCACUAUUCCCCGCAUGGAGCUGACUGCUGCAGUGGUGGCUAGCAGAAUGGACAAAUUGUGGAGGAAGGAGCUUCAAAUGGACCUUCAAGAGUCUGUCUUUUGGACGGACAGCACUUCUGUUUUGAAAUAUAUAAAGAACGAGACGUCCAGAUUUAUCUUCAUAGCAAACAGAGUGUCUGAAAUAUUGAAAAUGUCUAACGUAUCCCAAUGGAGGUACGUGAACACAUUAACCAACCCUGCGGAUCUAGCCUCCAGAGGUGUUAAAGUUCAGUUAUUGUUAAAGACUGGUGCAUGGCUCUGUGGUCCUGAUUUUCUUCACGAGCACGAGAGCAGGUGGCCUGAAAACCCUGAGGCCAUGGAAAACUCUCUUGUUGACGACCCGGAGGUCAAGGUUGUGAUGGUGAACGCUGCUCAGGUUGAGCAGGACAGUCCAUUGGAGAAGCUCAUUGAUUACUUUUCCUCCUGGCACCGUCUAAAAAGAGCUGUCGGUUGGUUUCUCAAGUUUAAGACCUCGCUUUUGUCUCUGGUGCGACAUCGAAAGCUGCUGAGAAAAACCCUGUCAGAAUUGGACCAAAGUGCUGAACAGUUGGAAAGAGAGCUACAGGUCCGAAUGGAGGAAGUCAGGGCUCAAGUGCCAAUGGGUGUCCUGUCCGUGGAGGAUAUGGUUGUAGCUGAGUCAGAUAUUAUCCGUUUUUGUCAGAAAAUAAGGUUUCCAGAAGAGUUGGCCAACUUGAAGAAAGGAGAGUGUGUAAGAAAGACGAGUCACCUCUACAAGCUUAACCCGAUCCUGGAUGGUGAUCUCAUUAGAAUUGGAGGAAGGCUUAGUAGAGCAGCUAUGCCGGUUGAAGCAAUACAUCCAGUUAUCCUGGCUAAAGAUCAACAUGUCUCCACUCUCAUUCUCCGUCAUGUACACCAGGAAACAGGUCAUGGUGGGCGUAACCACAUGCUUUCUCAUCUGCGUCAGAAGUAUUGGGUUCCUGGUGCUUGUGCUGCCAUCAGAAAAGUUUUGACUAAGUGCGUCAUCUGUCGUAGAUUGUCUGCUUCACCUGGACAUCAGAAAAUGGCCGACCUUCCUCAGAACAGAAUAACUCCUUAUGAACCGCCUUUCAGUCGAGUUGGUUUGGACUGCUUUGGACCGUUUGAGGUUAAACGUGGAAGGGCUGUGGUCAAGAGGUAUGGGUUAAUUUUUACAUGCUUGGCGAUGAGAGCUAUACACCUCGAAGUUCUUUCAUCUUUAGACACAGACUCCUUCAUCAAUGGUUUCAGAAGGUUUGUGGCGAGACGUGGUCAAGUCCUGGAAAUCUGUUCGGAUAAUGGUACUAACUUUGUGGGCGCUGAACGUGAAUUGAGGAAGGCCAUUGAGAAUUUGAAUCACAACCUCAUAAAUGACGUAUUGCUACUAAAGAGUGUGAAAUGGGUUUUUAAUCCUCCAGCAGCAUCACACCAUGGAGGUGCUUGGGAAAGGCUGAUAAGGUCAGUCCGUAAAGUGCUAAACUCAAUUUUGAAGACUCAGACCUUGGACGAAGAAAGCUUGGUGACAGUGUUUUGUGAAGCGAUUGUCAAUGGCCGUCCAUUAACGAAAGCGUCGACAGAUCCUCAAGAUUUGGAGGCAUUGACCCCUAACCAUCUUCUUCUGCUGAAAUCGCAGCCGUUGUUGCCUCCCGGGUUGUUCGAGAAGGAAGACGUUUAUGCUUGUCGUCGCUGGAAACAAGUACAGUAUAUGUCGGACUUGUUCUGGAAGCGCUGGGUGAAGGAGUACCUUCCUGGACUUCAGGAGCGCCAGAAGUGGAAUACUGUCAAAAGAAACUUUGUUCCAGGAGAUCUCGUGGUGCUGGUGGAUGAUAUGGCACCUCGCAAUACUUGGAUUAUAGGAAGAAUUGUGGAUGACACCUUUUUGACACCUGACACUUUUUGACACCUGAUUGCAGACACCUGUUGCACACCUGAUUGCAUCGCUGCCGGCGGCUAGUUUGUAUCCUCUGACACUUGCUUCACAUCACAUUUGUUCCUGGUCUAAAUAUUAGUGUAUUUUACUAUAGUUACCUAUCAUUGUCGUUGCCGAAUUAUUUAUAACUUUAUUUUCUAAAUCUAUAUUAAUUGAAGCGUAACGCCGCUAGCAUAUUAGCGUGUUAGCUUGCCUUCUGUUUACAGUGUGGAAUAUCAUCUCCCCCUAUUUGUCUUGUGUGCUAACUGUUUCUCUUUUUAAGCGUAUAUACUAAGACUCAUCAAGCAACCUUGGUAAAUUAGGAUUGCACUUCAUACCCGGUUACCGCAGGAUGCAGUUCAUGCCCAGACCUGAUGGCAGAGCUGAGAAUGGGAAGCGGUGACCUGACAAGUGCUAAGAGGAUAGAGCUGGAUAAAGGACGCGACAACUUUGUUUUUCCUACAACAUUUCAAAUGCUAUUAGAUUGUUAAUGAUAAUCUUUAAUCCUUAAUUUUUAUAUUUUUAUUAAGCCUUGUUGUGCAAGCACUGUUGAGCUUGUGCAGAGGCAGCAGCUUUUGCCAGAGGGGAACUGGAAUCCCCUGGUUGUGCCUGGGUUCCCCUGAGGUUUUUUUUCUCGAUGGGAGUUUUGGGUUCCUCACCACCGUUUGCAUAUUGUUUUGCACUAUCUGCCUGGCCGGGGGGGCUGCUUUAGAAUUCAUACUUGUAUUAAAUGUGUCUCAUGUACAGCUGCUUUGUAACAAUGAACAUUGUAAAAAGCGCUAUAUAAAUAAAGUUGA
This is a messenger RNA of Triplophysa dalaica, 3459 nucleotides long. RefSeq lists its product as uncharacterized. The transcript is spliced from 2 exons. Lineage: Eukaryota; Metazoa; Chordata; Actinopteri; Cypriniformes; Nemacheilidae. Gene Ontology annotation, molecular function: nucleic acid binding. The coding region runs from base 47 to 2653 and encodes 868 amino acids. Gene Ontology annotation, biological process: DNA integration. The record is from RefSeq and is a predicted model, not a curated record.